Messenger RNA from Amoebophrya sp. A25, 2005 nucleotides. Lineage: Eukaryota; Dinophyceae; Syndiniales; Amoebophryaceae. The record is from the annotation of a GenBank genome assembly.
CGAACGCAAAAGAGCUUCGUGAGCUCAACGUCAAAUCCGGUUGAAGCAAGUAGUAAUCAACAAGGCGGCAGAAGCAGAACUUCCUGCAUGGGAUUAGGCGGGACGGGAUCGGGAACUGGAAUGAGCCCAAUCGUCCCUCGAGCAACGGGCCGAAGAAGUAUAGAGCAAGACGGAGGCUUUGAGAUAGUGACGUCAGCGCGUAUCAAUGUUCUGUCGACACGUCCGAGACGGUCUAGUUGUUCUAAGAUAUCGCUCGGCCAUGAAGGAAUCGAAACGGCUACUUCAGGAUCUCCGACAAACUACCGGCACCUAGCCGUGACUAGCAUGCGGCGCGCGAAGAGCAACACUCCAGACAAGAAGGCUUAUCUCUAUCGUGGUGUGCAACAAGAAGGACACGCGGCAACAAGUACUUCAUCUUCGUCUAGCAGUGACAACUGGGCAGAUCAGCAUGUAUCGACUCCGCCGAGACGGAAAUGUUGUGCACAUAGCGACGCUUCUUCGCCAGCAAGUAGAAACAAUCUUGUCACCAAACAACAGAUCACAGCGCCAACUACAACAUCUUCUAUGAGCAGCAGCAGCAGCAGAGGUGAGUGCGAGAAAGAUCAGAUCAUCGCGUAUCUGUCAGAGCAGCGCGGACGCUUUUUUGUUCGCAGUUUCGACACUGACAUACUAUCCCGGUUUUCAGACGACACAACUUUUGCUGAGGACGCGAAUGUGGUCUCGACUAGAGCGUCGACACGCGCUGCUGUCAUCGCUGAUGCGCUGAUGGAGAGCAAAGACGUGCGUGACGAACUCGGGCUCUUCAUGGCGCACGCUAAUAGGCAAAGCCCACAUGAUGAUAAGAAGGCCAGAAACUGUGGUGGUACAGAUACCCGAGGUGUUGAUGGGAAGCUGCGGGGCGAUGACCAGGACUGCUCUUGGGAUGAAAGAGGUUUGAGGACGGGACAUAGCCAGCAAGAGGCCGCGGCCACGAGUCAUACUGCCAGCACAGGAAGCACUAGCAGCUCUUCGAACUCUGCUGAAGAUAAGGGACUACUACAAAGCAUGUCUACUAUGUCUUCAACCUGUGGACGAAAGCGUGCAGAUCGUACAAUUGCGUCUGAAGACAUUCCUCGAGACACCACGCAACGAGGAGAAGGAUACUCAGAUGGGUGGCCCUCUGUGGGUUUUUUCCGAGACCUGAAAGAAGCUCCGGUCUCUUUUCUGCCGACCUAUAAAUUAGUAGGCGGCGGGCAGGAGUUCUACAACAGUGAACGCGUGCCGUCAUGGUGCGAUCGAGUCUUGUACUACACUUCUUGUAGUAGUCGGAGUGCGUGUACGAGCAGUAGUGGAGGUUUACCUACUUCUACUAUGCGUUCUUCAGCAGGAUCAACCACGUUAUCAUCGUCCUCGUCAGUGGGAGGUUGCCGUGUUCACUACACUCCAAGAGAGUACUUUGCGCUGGAGAAAACGAAACAUCUUUUCAGUGACCAUCGCGCGGUUGUUCAUACUGGUAGCCUAUCAUAUAACGCGCCUGCGGCAACGGCAAGGUUUUCAGACGAACAUCGACUUCCACGAGGAGAUGGAAGUAAGAGUAGCAAAGCGAGCGUGCAGCAAGGGCAGAAGUGUAAAGGUUUCCAUGUGCCGGUAUCUUCUAGUCGAAGGGAAAAGCAGCGAUUACAAGAUGUGUGGGGAAACCAGCGUCAAAAUGAUGAUCCGCUGAUGAAUGGGCAGAGAAGGAUUCUCGCUGCUCCUAAGACAUCGCAGUCACGUGUCAGCUUUGUUAGCAAUGCUAACCACGGGCAUCUAGCAGCACCACUACUGGAAUCAUCGUCAUCUCGAAGCAAAGAUCCUCAUUUGAAAACGACUGAGCCGUUGAAGAAAUGUAUCAAGAAUCCACGCACUGAGUCGCACAAUAGCGGACUCUACACGAGUCCCUUGAUAACGAUUCUUCGAUAGGCAUGAGGCACUUUAGAACUCAAUGAUUUAUAGAUUCUUUUCCAAUAAGUCGUACACGCGCUUCUAU